CAUCGCUUCCCCAUCGCUUCCCCAUCGCAUCCCCGUCACAUCCCCUGUGAGGCAUGGAGAAUCACUUCGCCGUCCGGCUCGAGAAGGAAGAGCCGACGAUGAGCUCCUUCGAGUUCAGGUACUGGACGGGCCUGGAGGAGGAGGAUCUGGAGGACAGGAUCGCCCAGGAAUUGCUUGGGACGACUGGGAAUGGGAAGAGCUGGGAGGCUCCGCUUCUCCUUGCGGCUGCGAGGAACCAGCUCUCCAAGGUCAAAGCAAUAAUAGAGAGCGGUGCGGACGUGAAUGCAAGAGACCCGAAAGGGAACACGGCCCUCCACGCGGCCGCUUCGCUGGGCCACCAAGCGUGCAUGGAGGCCCUCAUCCGAGCCGGGGCGGACGUCGACGCCGCGAAUGGGGACGAGGAGAGGCCGCUGCAUGGGGCGGCUUCUCUGGCCGCGUCCGAUCCGGUCCAGAUCCUGUUGGAAGCCGGAGCAGAUGUUAAUGCAGUAAACAGCAGGGGAGAGACGGCUCUUCAUGUCUCAGCUGGCAGCGGUCUCCGGUGCUUUCCCGUCGUCAAGGAAUUGAUACGUCGGGGGAUCAGAGUGGACGAGCGGGAUAUCCAGGGCCAAACGGCUCUGCACCUGGCAUGCCAACUGGGGGAAGGCGGGUCGGGAGUCGUCCUCCACCUCCUCCAGCACGGAGCGGACCCCAACGCGGAGGACGCCGACUACAACACGCCCGUGAUGCACGCGGCCGUGUCCAAGGCGGAGGAGUCCAUCCGGCACCUGACGCGAUUCGGGGCGAGGCUGAACCACGUCGACGCCACUCUCACUCUCGCGACGAAGUUCCCAGAUCUCACGGGGAAGUUGCUGGAUCGGACCGUCCGGCAGACGAUGUCGGACGCGGGGAAGUUGAUCGAAUUCGAUCUCUCGCCCUUCAUCGCGAUCGGGCAGAGUCUCAAGGAUUCCCGGGAGAUGAAUACUUUCUGGGAGUUCUUGGAAGGCGGAGCUUCGAAUCUGCUCACGCACCCGGUCUGUGCUCGUUUCCUGCAUAAGAAGUGGGAGAAAUUCCGGCCCUUCUUCUACUUAAAUUUGAUUGUGUACCUCACGUAUGCGUUGCUGCUGACGGCUACAGCGGUCAUGAAAUCUUACUACGAGCGUUUUCGGGAAUAUACUUAUUGCAUUCGAAACAAGGGGGACGUGGAGAAAUGCGAGGAAGACCUGCCGACUGACUCGAGCCUGAAACCGAUCACAGACGGAUUACUGAUCACCGUGUCUGUAUUCACCGCGAUCAUAUUGCUGCGGGAGCUGGCCCAGAUCGCGGCUAGGAAGUGGGCGUAUUUCAAGGAAAUGGAAAACAUAGUCGAGCUCUUGCUGAUCGUCUUGGACGGCUUGUUGAUCGCAAACAAAAUGGGCAGCCACUUCUUCAACCGGGACAUGGGCCUGCACGUCUGCGCGAUCACCAUGCUCCUGGUCUGGCUGGAGGUGGCGAUGCUCGUCGGGAAGCUGCCGGGGCAGAAUCUGUACGUCGCCAUGCUGACGAGCGUCUCCAAGGCGUUCCUGAAGCUCCUGCCGACCUGCAUCUGUCUCAUCGUCGGGUUUGGUCUCAGCUUCCACAUCCUUUUCCCCGAUCACUUUCCCGACGUCCCGACCUCCAUCUACCAGGCAGCCGUGAUGAUGUCUGGGGAGCUGGAGUUCAGUUCCAUCUUCUUCGAGUCGGAGAGGAUUCUCAAGUGGACGGAGCACAUCAUCUCCAUCGUCUUCGUGGUCCUCAUGAGCAUCGUGAUCAUGAACCUCCUGACCUCCCUCGCGGUCAGCGUCGUGCUCGAGCUGGCCGCACGCGAGAAGGUUGCCCGCCUUCACCAACUGGUUCAUCUGUUAUUCAGCAUGGAAAACGUGCUCAAGUGCUCUUGGCUCCCCUUUAAAUCUCUUGCCGGCUCGAAGUGCAUCGACGUCAUGCAAUCAGGCCGAAUUCAAGAAAAAAAGCGUGACCUUCCCGAUCACAUCAAGGAACACGUCGAAGAAAUCCUCACUGAAAUGAUCGAGGACGACGGCAAGAGACAAGAAGAAAUAGAAAUCAACAAGGAGCACGAAGACGAAGAAGCGAAAAGAAUGAAGCGAAGUUCGCACAUGGAAGAAGCCUUGAGCACGAUACAGCGACAGAUCCAGCAGCUCAUGAAACAUGCAAGGCGUUGA
Molecule: messenger RNA, 2174 nt
Organism: Darwinula stevensoni
Lineage: Eukaryota; Metazoa; Arthropoda; Ostracoda; Podocopida; Darwinulidae
Source: the annotation of a GenBank genome assembly